This is a messenger RNA of Cylindrotheca closterium, 888 nucleotides long. NCBI's taxonomy places the organism in Eukaryota, Bacillariophyta, Bacillariophyceae, Bacillariales, Bacillariaceae. The record is from the annotation of a GenBank genome assembly.
AUGGUCGUGCCCAACAUUCGAAACCCCAAUCGCUACCGCUCUCUUGAGGUAGCCACGUCAACCAAGUCACAUUAUCACCUAGAACCUGACUAUGCGUUUGCAUAUAGGCACGUCGGAAGACGCACAAAGGGAGGACGAGGAGGAACUGGAGCAGGGGGCGGGUUUUUCUAUGGCGGUGCAGCAUACCGUUCCAAUGGAAAUGGCGAUCGAGAUAGCGGUGGACGUGCUGGUAUAAUCGUUGGUGCCUUGAUAGGCGUGUUUGCUGUGAUAAUGCUAAUUGCUUGUUGUGCUUGUAGAAAAUCGGAAAACACACGCAGAGUGGUCAACAACACCAAUCACGCCGAUCACGAUGCCAUUCGUGCCACUCGAGACUCUGUAAAUCGUCAGCGAAAUCAACGAACCAACAACAACGCUCCAAGCAACGACAACGCUACAUCGGCAAAUGUCUACAAGAGCCCAUCUGGUGGCAAUCCAAUUUCAUAUGUUACAAUGAAAUCCAGCUUUCACAUCCAAACUGUAUUGCCAGAUAAGAGAAACAUUGAUCCAAAUGUCCUAAGAGAAGAAGCCAAAAUGGGCGAUACGGCUAGAGAUGAGGAUAGCGUGGUUGAAAAUGGCGAUCCCCCAGGUAAAGGUGGUGUCAACAACAACGACAACCACGGCGCCAAUAAUUCCCAUUCCUCCCGAUUUCCCAUGUCCAUUUGGAGACGAUCUACGGCGAACGACGAAUGUUCCAUUUGUCUUCAAUCAUACGAACCUGGACAAACCAUCUGCUUGGCCAAGAACACUAAUUGCAAGCACGUAUUCCAUCAGGACUGCAUUGAGGAAUGGCUCAGGGAUCACUCGGAUUGUCCGCUGUGCCGAGUGACUCUCGUUUGCAAGCCACUAUAG